Messenger RNA from Cryphonectria parasitica EP155, 4029 nucleotides. Its product is annotated as S-adenosyl-L-methionine-dependent methyltransferase. The transcript is spliced from 4 exons. Lineage: Eukaryota; Fungi; Ascomycota; Sordariomycetes; Diaporthales; Cryphonectriaceae. The record is from RefSeq and is a predicted model, not a curated record. Bases 311 to 3958 code for a protein of 1215 amino acids.
UGAAAACCAACAUCCCGCCGCCCAACAAAACUUACAAACAAACCCCUUGGCAACAUAGUGUAUUUACGAUUGUCGGGCCCAGAGUGCAGAGACUCCCGGGAAAUCGACAAGUGCAACCGGGGGCGGUUCAAUCACCGCUACGAGAUAUCUCCCCCGAGCUGAAGCAGUCCAACGAUAGACAGGAUACGGUGUUUGAGGACGACACGGAGGAAGACAAAGCGUAAACGGCAAGGACAAGACCUGUGGGAUCAGACGCUGGGCGUGUUGUGUAGUCCUGAGCGGCGCCAAGACUUCAGUCCCACCAACGACCAUGGCCAACGGCGAGGGAAGCUUACUUGCCAUGGCAAGAUCCGGCUUCAGCAGCAACAGUGGUCUGCUCCCCAUCUCAAUACCCGAGUACAGCGCCGACGAGAUCAAGGUCUACAUCGACACGCGGCUCGCUGCGGACGUGGGCGAGCGGGAGGCGAUCGCCGCUAAGAUGGCCGACAAGUCUGGAGGCGUGCAGCUGUGGGCAGAGAUGGUGACCGCCAUCGUCAACGAGGCGAGCGAGGGCGGCGUGUCAGGAGAGGUGAUCAUGGGCAUGCUGGACGACAUUGCACCAACCGCGGUUGCAAAGCUGGACGACUUGUAUGCCUGGAAACUGAGUCGCUUAAGCCCCACAGAACAAGCCCAGGCCUUCAUGGUGAUGCAAUGGGUCAUCUUGGCAGCAGAGCCAUUGCGGCUCAAUGAGCUGCUUGAUGCGAUGAGGCUGAUCCUUGCCAUACGGCAGCGUGACGGGCGCAAAGAGUGGAAUCCCAUCUCGGUUCUGAACAUCGAGCCGCCCCUGUCUAUGGAGGACAUGAAAACCGCCGAAGAUCAUGAGAUGGGUGCUGGGAUUCCGAUGGACUCGCCUGUGCUAUUCUGGAGAUGGAUACAGCGAAUCUCUCAGGGCCUGCUCAAGUUGGAGUCUGCAGGCGGCCCAGGCAGCAGGAUAUCGAACGACCCGCUUGGCCGGAAGUAUCUCCGACCAGCUCACACCACCGUCCUGCAAUUCUUCCGAAAGGGUAGAGGAUUCCAGUCGCUUUCACCCUUGCCAGAUAAGCAGCAGGCUAGGAUCUCCUCGACAGAGACUUUGAUCGACAACAGCCAGUACUGGCUCCUCCGUGCGUGUCUGAGCUACCUGAGCAUGGCAGAGCUCAACCACCUGGGCCAGGACAUGCCUGAAGAGACGGACCAGCGGCUCCAACAUGCCGAAGAUCAGAGGAAGGCGGCCAUGGCAUCAUAUCCCCUCCUGCGAUACGUAGUGGACAAUCUGGUCUUCCACCUGCUCUGCCCGAGACAGUGCAGGUAUUUCUUGCCACAAGCAGAGCUCCUCGGGCUUUUCACAGCCAACAGAUGCCACUUGUGGCGGAGAUGGACAUAUCUAUUAGGUUUCGAUGUCGAUGACGCUGAUCCUGAGGCUGUUCUCAACAAAGCAAGCCAGGGAGCGACCAAGAAGUUGCUCGCACCGAUAUACGGCGCCAAAUACAGACUCAUCAGGGUCCUUCGAAAGGUGUGGAAGACAGCAAUGGAGCAGCAAAAGAGCGGCGUCCUAUCUGGGGACUUGUCCACGGUACAGACGGAAACACACGAUCAGCUGGAGUCAGGUUCUCCUGCGCAAUUGAUGAUGCCCAACCUUGGUGGAGGAAAUGGCUUGACAAAGCUGCUAUUGGGUCCACCUGUCUGGAAGAGCAGGAGGAAGAGGUUCAAUACCAUGGACAUAGCAGGCCUUGCGGUACAGAAUGCCGUGUAUAGACGAUCAGUCCCUAGAGGAGAGAACAUUACUGAGCCCCAAUAUGAGUCUCGUGGCCUUCAUCAAGAGAGCCUUUUGCCCUGCCUGAUCACCAUUGCGACAGCGACAACGCCGAUAGCGAAGGCGACGGCGAUUCGCACAUAUCUUCGCCAAUGGGACCCCUCGAGGCCUGAAUCGAUACAACAUGGCGACGAAGCUGAACCGACACCUCGCGUUAGACGUGGCCCAGAUGUGUUCCAUGUCGCCGAUCAUUCAUUGGCCCAGAAGCUCCUCGAGUCUCAGGUGUGGACAAUCUCUUCUCCUAAGCCGAAGAAGGAGCCCCGGCGCCUGGGACGGCCGCCAAAAAAAACGCCUGCAGACGUCACAAAAGAGGCACCAAAGAAGAGAGGGAGAUCACGGAAGGCAGACGUUCAAGCGCGCGAGAACAAACCCAAGGAGGCUGAGCUACAAUCCGAAUUGCGAGAGGCGGCAAAGCCAAAGGCUGACAGGGCGAGGAUCAACGUCGUCAGUGAAAGACUUGUCAAGGACAUCACAACCUACCUCGAACCUACUUUCCGCCGUCACAAGGGAUGCGAUUUGAUAUCCGUCUAUCCAGGCUCUGGACUCUGGGACCGAGCCCUCCACGACGCCGUCCAGCCGCGAUCCCACCUGCUGUUAGAGCCCGAUGCAGACUUCUACCAACCCUUCCUCAAGCCACUCCUUGACAGAGACGGCGUCCGUAUCCUGCCCAAAUCUGGCAUCGUGUGGGACGAGCUCAACAAGAUCCUGACGCCUGAGAACUUCCCGAAUCAGGUCGAGACGAGCAAGGACCCCAAAGUACCUCCCCCGCGCAACGACACCCUUCUUGUCACGAUGAAUCUCUCCAUGUACCCUAAGAGGAGGUUCACCGUGUUCGACUCCGUCUCUCGUCUGGUCGUAUAUCAGUUGAUUCAGAGCAUGCGCACGUCGACCCUCUUCCAGAAGUACGGUCAGGUGCGCGUGCUGAUCUGGAUACCCGACGAUGAAAAAGCACAAUUAGUGCCCCGGACCACAACUAAUAGGAACAAAUUAGCCAUCCAGGGUGAGCUAACGACCGAGUAUAUUGCCGAGGUUUGCUGCACCGAUCACGUCGUGGAGGCAGGUGUGUCAGUCAAGAAAACCGACAGGAUCAGGAAUGACCAGAUAGACCUUGAGAGUGCGAGACAGACCCUGCUCAGGAUGCGCGAGGGCGGUUUCGAGACACCACCGGGACGGAAGACGCAAAUCGUAAAGAUGCUCGAGGAGCUUCAGCUCCCUCUGAACGAGCCCAUCUCCCUGAUGGAGAUCAAGAAUAUACGCGACAAGACCACCUCGGUGGAACAUCGGAAGCUGCUGGAUUUACAAGAGAAGGGCAGACUGGAGGAGGAUAGCGCACAGUCGACGAGGUUGCAGCGGCUGAAGCACUAUCACUCUAGGCAAGACCGGGAGGAGGUCAGAAUCUUUGACUGGGUUCGUCAGUUCGACGAAAUCAUGGAUGCGUAUGGCGAGGCGGCGCGGGCGACCACGCCGAAGGCGCGUGAGAAAAAGCUCGCAAGAGCGAAGGAGAAGGAGGCAGACUUUGACGAACGUCUCCAGAAGCUGUCCAGCCAGAUGCACGGCCAAGUCUGCCACACCCGCGACCAACUGCACCUCAUACGGCAGCCCGCAGAGUUGGGCAGUAUCCUCAGCUGGGACCGCCGUCCCUGGGAGCCCCUCACUGUUGACGCAACCGACUUCUUCCCGAACGUACCCUGUGCGCUGCUCGAUAUCCAACCCAAGGCGCCCAGCCCGCUCCUUCGCGCUGCAGGGCCGGGCAGCAGCAACUCGGGCGAUAUUUUUGACCUGUUGCUAAGCACCCUCCUGUGGACACGCAGCGCGACACUGCGCAAGCAACUCGACCAGGUGUGGCCCGGCACGUAUGAUGGGAUUAUAGACAACGUACCGUCGGUGGCGGACCCGGCCAAGGGGGGGAUCCCUCUGAAAGGCUCGAUGGCGAUCACCGUGCGCGUGCUGAACCAGCUCCAGAUGGUAGAAAUUCUGGAGGCGUUUAUGAAGUGGCCGUUUAGGCCGUCGUACGCUGACUUGGUGGGCCGCCUGGCGGAUGAGCGGGCGGCAGGCGAGGAGGCAUUGUCGAUUGCUGAGGAUGAGACUGUUGACUUGAUGGGCCUGGCAAGUGCCGAUAACUUCUAGGAGAGAUGACAUCUGUAUGUAGAAAUUACAGACAGCCAACAAUGCUACUCAUGCCAACGUGCAGUCAUCAU